Molecule: messenger RNA, 1053 nt
Organism: Salvelinus namaycush (lake trout)
Lineage: Eukaryota; Metazoa; Chordata; Actinopteri; Salmoniformes; Salmonidae
Product: zinc finger protein 135-like
Exons: 2
Source: RefSeq, a predicted model, not a curated record
CACACAGGGGAGAAGCCUUACCACUGCUCCCAGUGUGGAAAGGGUUUUAACCAGAAAAGCUACCUGAAAAAACACGAGAGAAUACACAUAGAGGAGAAGCCUUACCACUGCUCCCAGUGUGGAAAGAGUUUUACCCACUUGUGUAAUCUGAAAACACAUGAGAGAAUACACACAGGAGAAAAGCUGUACCGCUGCUCCCAGUGUGGAAGGAGUUUUACCCACUUACGUAACCUGAAAACACAUGAGAGAAUACACACAGGGCAGAAGCCUUACCAUUGCUCCCAGUGUGGAAAGAAUUUUACUCACUUAAAUAACCUGAAAACACACGAGCAAUUACACACGGGGGAGAAGCCUUACUGCUGCUCCCAGUGUGGAAAGUGUUUUAACCAGAAAAGCUACCUGAAAAAACACGAGAGAAUGCACACAGGAGAAAAGCCUUACCACUGCUCCCAGUGUGGGAAGGGUUGUAACCAGUUAGGUGACCUGAAACGACAUGAGAGAAUACACACAGGAGAAAAUCUGUACUAUUGCUCCCAGUGUGGAAAGGGUUGUAACCACUUAGGUGACCUGAAACGACAUGAGAGAAUACACACAGGAGAAAAGCUGUACCACUGCUCCCAGUGUGGAAAGAGUUUUACCCACUUACGUAACCUGAAAACACAUGAGAUAAUACAUACAGGGGAGAAGCCUUACCACUGCUCCCAGUGUGGAAAGAGUUUUAUCCACUUAUGUAACCUGAAAACACACAAGCAAUUACACACAGGGGAGAAGCCUUACCACUGCUCCCAGUGUGGAAAGAGUUUUAAUCAGAAAAGCUACCUUAAAAAACAUGAGAGAUCACACACAGGAGACAAGCCUUACCACUGCUCCCAGUGUGGUAAGGGUUGUAACCAGUUAGGGGACCUGAAACAACAUGAGAGAGUACACACAGGAGAAAAGCUGUACCACUGCUCCCAGUGUGGAAAGGAUUUUACCCAGUUAGGGGUCCUGAAACGGCAUGAGAGAAUACACACAGGAGAGAAGCCUUACCACUGCUCCCAGUGUGGAAAGGAU